AUGCUAUCCUAUAUAUCUGCUGCCUUCCAGUCCCCGUCGCUAGACGAAGGCGCACAGCAGCGACCACCACGGUAUGCCAGUGAAGAUACCACCCCAACGAGCCGCAGGGAGAUCCUAGGAUGGUACUCGUACGGGAUUGCGGCUGAAGUGUUCGCGGUGUGUGGUGUAGGCUCUUUCCUACCCCUCACCUUGGAACAAUUAGCUCGAGAGCGAGGCACCCUACAAACGAGCCGCCUUCCUUGUGUCGGACCAUCCGCAGGGAAUAGCACAAGUAGUGCUGAAAAUGGCCAAUGUGUGGUCCCGGUCUUCGGCCUCGAGAUCAACACCGCCAGUUUCGCCAUGUACACCUUCUCGCUGGCAGUACUCAUCCAGGCGCUGACACUCAUAUCGUUUAGCGCGCUGGCCGAUUACGAGAACAACCGCAAGACGUUGCUUAUGGUAUUCGGAUUCACCGGUGCGCUCGCGAGCAUGUCGUUUGUAUUCAUUGCACCGCCCCUCUUCAUCAUUGGAUCGAUAUUGGUCGUCAUCGGCGUGACCUGUCUCGGUUCAUCAUUCGUGGUAUUGAACUCUUACCUGCCUGUGCUUGUCGCCAAUGACGCAUCUGUGCAAUAUGGGAAGGGGGACGACGGUGCGGAAAUGUCGAGCUUUGACGGAGUUGGAGGCAACUCGGAAGGAAAUGCUUCGGGUGACGAUGAUGCCGACAAUGAUAGUUUGGAUGGGCUACAGCCAUCGGGGCAGCCACAGAGCUCUCUAGAAGGUGGAUUGGGACCUAAGGGCCCGCCCUCGUCCUCACCGGAACUACAGCUGUCGACCAAAAUCUCCUCCAGAGGCAUCGGUCUUGGAUAUUGUGCAGCAGUAUUCGUGCAAAUCAUCAGCAUUAUCAUGCUGCUCACAUUAUCCAAGACCUCACUUGCAAAAGUAUCUGCCACUCUUCCCAUGCGCUUCGUAUUGCUCUUGGUCGGCAUCUGGUGGGGCGCAUUCACCUUGGUGACUCGUAAUUUGCUCAAGACACGGCCGGGGCCUCGAUUGGAUACAGUCUCCACCAAAGGGACAGCCAGAUGGCGAGCCUGGCUGCGACUGGUCGGGUUUGCCUGGAAAUCUUUGUGGGAGACCGUCAAAGUAGUCAGCAAACUGCGCGAAGUCCUCAUCUUCCUGGUAGCAUGGUUCCUACUCUCCGACGCGAUGGCCACUGUGUCCGGAACGGCGAUCCUCUUCGCACGCACGGAACUGAAACUGAGCACGCCGCUGAUCGGAUUGCUCUCGAUCACCGCCACGUUGUCCGGGAUGACCGGUGCCUUCCUUUGGCCUCACGUAUCUCGGUACUUCGGCUUGCAGCCUAACCACACGAUCAUCCUGUGCAUUGGCCUGUUUGAGAUGAUCCCACUCUACGGGUUGCUUGCUUACAUCCCUUUCAUUAAAAACUGGGGUGUGUUCGGGUUACAACAGCCGUGGGAGAUAUUCCCGCUAGCGAUCGUGCACGGAGUAGUGUCGGGUGGACUAGCCUCAUAUUGCCGGUCAUUCUUCGGGCUUCUAAUUCCCCCAGGUAGUGAGGCUGCGUUCUACGCUCUUUAUGCUGCUACGGACAAGGGGAGCUCAUUCAUUGGACCGGCUAUUGUGGGUAUUCUUGUUGAUGCGACCGGCCAAAUCCGAAGUGGAUUUUUCUUCAUGGCGAUUUUGAUCCUUCUCCCAAUUCCCCUCGUGUGGAUGGUUAAUGCAGACAAGGGCCGGCGUGAAGGUUUGGCUAUGGCUGAAACCCUUGGCAAGUCACAUGGCCCUGCCGAGGAUGCUCAGGAGGCUGAAGGCCUUCUUUCCCGCGAGUAG
This is a messenger RNA of Penicillium egyptiacum, 1821 nucleotides long. NCBI's taxonomy places the organism in Eukaryota, Fungi, Ascomycota, Eurotiomycetes, Eurotiales, Aspergillaceae. The record is from the annotation of a GenBank genome assembly.